This is a messenger RNA of Pleurotus ostreatus (oyster mushroom), 1023 nucleotides long. It is a transcript of the gene RFC4, whose product is annotated as replication factor C subunit 4. Gene Ontology annotation, cellular component: Rad17 RFC-like complex; DNA replication factor C complex; Elg1 RFC-like complex. Lineage: Eukaryota; Fungi; Basidiomycota; Agaricomycetes; Agaricales; Pleurotaceae. Gene Ontology annotation, biological process: DNA-templated DNA replication; DNA repair. The record is from RefSeq and is a predicted model, not a curated record. Gene Ontology annotation, molecular function: DNA binding; ATP binding; ATP hydrolysis activity. Bases 1 to 1023 code for a protein of 340 amino acids. The transcript has 9 exons.
AUGGCCUCCAGCUCGGCGAAGGGGAAAGCGGCAGUUAAGGAAAUUCCGUAUGAACUUCCAUGGGUAGAGAAAUAUCGACCGCAGAUUUUGGACGAUGUUGUAGGAAACACGGAAACUGUAGAACGGCUCAAAGUGAUUGCGAAGGACGGAAAUUGUCCCCAUAUCAUAAUAUCUGGUCUACCAGGUAUCGGGAAGACGACGAGUAUACAUUGCCUGGCGCAUCAACUACUUGGCGACGCAUACAAAGAGGGUGUAUUGGAGUUGAACGCUUCAGACGAACGAGGUAUAGAUGUUGUCCGCAAUAAAAUCAAAGCAUUUGCCCAGAAGAAGGUGACCCUACCGCCAGGCCGCCAUAAAAUCAUUAUACUAGAUGAAGCAGAUAGCAUGACAUCAGGAGCCCAGCAAGCUCUCCGAAGAACGAUGGAGAUAUACUCCAACACAACGCGCUUCUGUCUAGCAUGCAAUAUGAGCAACAAAAUCAUCGAACCGAUACAGAGUCGUUGCGCUAUCCUGCGGUAUGCCAAACUUAGAGAUCAGGAGAUUCUGAAACGGCUGCUCGAAAUAUGCGAAAUGGAGAAGGUCGAAUACAACGAUGAUGGCUUGACGGCACUCAUAUUUACAUCAGAAGGCGACAUGCGGCAAGCUAUCAAUAAUUUACAAUCUACCCACUCGGGUUUCGGGUUCAUCUCAGCAGACAAUGUCUUCAAAGUCUGCGAUCAACCGCACCCAAUCAUCGUCCAGGCAAUCAUCCGCGCCUGCCUCAAAAGCGAUAUCAACGGUGCCAUGGAGAAGCUCAACGAACUCUGGGACCAGGGCUACAGCGCUGCAGACAUCGUGACAACGAUAUUCCGUGUGGUGAAGACUUUCGACGAAAUGCCUGAAUAUACAAAACUUGAAUAUAUCAAAGAGAUUGGCUUCACCCAUAUGCGGGUACUCGAAGGCGUAGGCACCAUCAUCCAGCUGGCCGGUUUGGUCGCCCGUCUCUGUAAAAUGAAUAUGAACCCCGCCUUGUUCAAAUUGUAG